Molecule: messenger RNA, 6071 nt
Organism: Lampris incognitus (smalleye Pacific opah)
Lineage: Eukaryota; Metazoa; Chordata; Actinopteri; Lampriformes; Lampridae
Gene: tubgcp6
Product: tubulin, gamma complex associated protein 6
Exons: 25
Coding region: 335-5731 (1798 amino acids)
Biological process (GO): microtubule nucleation; cytoplasmic microtubule organization; mitotic cell cycle
Cellular component (GO): spindle pole; gamma-tubulin complex; equatorial microtubule organizing center
Molecular function (GO): gamma-tubulin binding; microtubule minus-end binding
Source: RefSeq, a predicted model, not a curated record
AUAGAAGAAGCGGUUAAUUCUUAUUAUUGUUGUCUCUCAGCCAGGCAGCAGGGACUUGAAGAUGAAUGAAAUGUCUUUUACGUCACAUCAUGUUUUAUAGCACACGCUGGAUAUGCGACGGCGGAUGAGUUGGAAACGUACUCUGGGAGUUUCCCCCGCGCUAGCCGGGUUACCGAGGCAGCUGUUUUAGCCGCCGUUAGCGGAUGCUAGCUAUUUCACGUUAGCGUUAGCAUGUGUGGAAGCCUGUCAGAUGGGGCUGCGUGCUGGUCCAGGCUGCGGCUGAUGGGGAGAUCUGCAUUUUCAAGGUAGAAGCAACAGCAACCCUGCUGCCAUUAUGUUCUCACACCCCAAUCAUCCCUUCUCAUCCAUCUGCAACAGCAGCAGCAUCACUGAGCUGCUGGGUGCCCUGUGUGACUGCAGCCUCUCUGGGGUGUCAUGGAAACGCCAGGCGCUUGGGGGAGUUUCAAGAGAGAGCGUCCGCCGAGCCCUUAAAAAACGUGCCUACGGUGCUUUGCUGUCCAAACUCUUCCAAGAUGGCGCCUCCAAGGGAUCAACCUCAGCACCAAGUGCCACAGCAACCACCCCGCCCAGAAACAAAGUGUUAAUGAUAUCUUUUGAUUUACGUGUGGCAGGGUGUCAGGAGGAAGCAGAGAGCUUGGAGGAUAAGCUGGGGCAGCUGCCUGAAGGAACAGCCUCAGGUCUUAAGGAGGUGGACUUGGUCCUGGAGCUCUUGGUACAGCUGGCUGGCUCAGCGCCACCACCGACCACCUCGUUCAGUCAGGACUACAUGAGGCGAGAGAGACCUGUGCUGCGCAGGCCUCCUCUGGGGGGCUAUCAGAGUAAGGACCUGCAGAGGCUGGAGGCCCGAGCUUGGAGCCUGGUGUGUGGGGAGGAGUGGAGGUCACUAGGAGGUUUAUGUGGGACCCUUGGGCUCAUGGACGGCCUUCCUGGCACAGGACUGCUGGCUUUGAGGACCCAGUCAAUAGUGGAGGAGAGGUUUGAGAAAGAGACUCGACUCUCGCUGUUUGGAGCACUACAACAUACUCGUACAUCAGACCUGGACAUCAAGCUGGGUCUGCCUCCUGUUCCCAGUAAUGCAGAUGUCACUGGACUGGCCAUCAAGGUCCCCCCAUGUUUGGACCAGUCUGAGGAUGAGGGCUUCCAGUCAGCCUCUAAUUUGACCCCAGACUCUCAGUCAGAGCCCAGUCCCACUCCCGAGUUCGAUAUCUGGGAGGCCCUUCGCACCUUUGAGCCCGGAAGACGUCGCUGCUGGGAGUCUGUUGGCUGUCCGCCAGGCAAGAGGGAGCCCCGCUACCUAACAGAGGGCGGCAGGGAGGCCUUUGAUCAGCUCUAUCGACUGUGGGAGGGGGAGAUGAGGGUAGUAAGCACUGCUACCCCCUCUCCUCUGCUGCCCCUUCCUGUGGACUCCCAGAACCAGCUGGUAACAGACCUCCUAAAUGUAUUGAUUGGAGUCGCAUCCACUACCUUCCCCCUCAACCAGUGUCUGCAGUUUGACGUUAGGCCAGAUGUAUGUGUGUCGGGCGCCUCCCCAGAAAGUGUGUCUCGUCUCCUGGGAGAGCUAGCUCAAUACGGCACCCAUUACCUGAGGCUCAGUCGCUUCUCUCUGCAGAGUACUAACAAGAGGGGCCUAGUCUUCCAGGCUUUUACAGGUGGAUUGCGGAAGUACCUUCAUUACUACAGGGCGUGUGUCCUUAGCACGCCACCCACCCUCAGCCUGCUGACCAUUGGCUUCCUUUUCCGCAAAGUGGGCCGGCAACUCAGAUACCUCUCUGAGCUGUGCUGCGUAGACGGGCCUUCGGGUGUGGGCCAGACCACCUUCCCUGUGGGUGUUAAGCUGCUGUCUUACCUCUACAAUGAAGCCCAGAGCAACUGCAGCAAUGAGAACUACCCGGUCCUGCUAUCGCUGCUCAAAAGCAGUUGUGAGCCGUACACAAGGUUUGUGUCUGACUGGGUGUACAGCGGCGUGUUCCGAGACGUGUAUGGAGAAUUCAUGAUCCAGGUCAAUGAGGAGUAUCUCGGCUACAGAGACAAGCACUUCUGGGUGCAAGGCUACACCCUGAUCUCGAAGGAUGUGGAGGACUGCGUUCCUGUCUUCCUGAGACACAUCGCCAAUGAUGUUUAUGUCUGCGGCAAGACCAUCAACUUGCUCAAGAUCUGCUGCCCACAGCACUAUAUCUGCUGGUCGGAGCUGCCAGUGCCACGCAUCGCCGUCACGUUCUCCUUGCAGGAGGUGGAGGAGAUUGAGAGGGACUGUGCUGUGUACCGAGGGCGCAUGGAGAGGAUUGCCAAGCACAGCGCCAUCAGCAAAGAGGAGCAGGCCUUGCGCACGGAGCGCGCACGCCAGGAGCUGAUCAAUCAGGUCAGAGAGUCGGCAGCCAAGACACUGGAGAGCAUCCGUGGGCGUCAGGUGUCCCAACGUCUGGUUGAGGAAGCCAAGAAGAGAAAGCGCUUUGAGGAAAUCAAACAGCACCUUGAGCAAGCACAAGAGUGGAGAAGUACAGCCAAGAGGAAAGAGGAGGAGGAGGAUUUCAGCUUUGCCAGGGAGCUGAGGGACAGAGAGAAGAGACUACAAGCCCUGGAGGAACAGCUGGAACAGAGAGCCAGGAAGGAGCUGAUUGCUCAGUACAGCCGUCUGUCAGAGGAGGCUGCUCGCAGAGAGAGGCGGGCCAUGUGGAGGGUGCAGCGAAUGAGACUCGAUGAAGCCCGAGCUCAGUUUCUAAUGCAGGACAAGUGCCAGAUUGAGGCCUUGCUGGAAAAAGGUCCCUUAGGCCAGGAGAGACCUCCCACUGAAGCAUUACCCCCUCUUCUGGUGACACAACAGCAGACCGCACUGCUGCCAGUACAGGAAUCUCCUUCCCACGAGCCACCUGGAUAUCAGUCAGAGGAGCAGACCCUGGAGUCCGCUGUGGUGUUGCCCUGUCGAGAUCCCUCCCCCGCCUUCACGUUAGACCCCACCCUCAUCUCUGAGGAUGUGGAUGUCAACGAUUUUCUCCCCAAGCCACCAAAACCCCCUGACAGCCAGCAGGUUGACCGGGCCCUGCUGGAGAUCGGCUCUGACCUACUAGAGGCACCUCCCAAACCUCAGCCAGUAGACUAUGACUUCAGUGCCCCCUUCAGUCCACUGGAGGGAAUUGUCGGCCAAGGCACAGCUCAGCCCAGGCCUCGCUGGGGACCUGCAGUCCAGCCAGAAGUCCCCCACCUUUCUCCCUCUCAUGUUUCCAUGGCAGAGUAUGGGUUUCCGGAGAUCCUCUCCGGAGCUGACCCCGGGGGUCCAUCCUCAAAUUCCAGCCGUCCCGCAGGCCAGGAUACCCCAGAGGUGCCCCUUGAUACACCCAAAGUGAAGGGAAAUGGACAUGACACACAGGGCUCUGUCCAGUUUGUAGAUGGGAGUGAUGCAAUGACAGACAGCAAGCAAGAGGCAUCUGUAUCAACAACAGAGGCUAAAACAGAAGCUACUGACAAUGUGGAAGAAGCAAACACGGAAGAAACCAACUCUCCUGAGCUUGUAGAAAAAGUCAGCGUAGUUGAGAGGUUGCGUUGUAAUCCACCAGUGGAAGCUUCAUCGUCCUCUUUACCAGAGCAAGCAGAUCUCAGGACCCUCACUACCCCCUCUGACUCUGUUGUGGCUGAGCCCCUUGAGACAAAGACUCAUGCUCACCCUUCAGACUCUCACAUCAAAGUUGGGGAACUCGUAUCUGACGUGGUUGCACCUUUACCCACGCCAAGCACUCAUGGCCACGCCUCUGAUGCACACUUCAAGGUGGGAGAGCUAGUUUCAGAUGUCGUCGCACCCCAAGUUGCACCAAACAUCCAUGGUCACUCCUCUGAUUCGCACAUAAAGGUCGGCGACUUCAUACCAGAGGGCACCACUCUUGUGCCUUCUCCGAAUAUCCACGGCCACUCUUCUGACGCUAACAUCAAAGUGGGUGAGUUUGUGUCCGACGUGCCCAAUUUGCAGCCCCGGUGGAAUAAGCACGGUCACGUGUCCGACUGCACCCUCCAGGUAGGGUGUGUGGUUUCCGGUACCAAAGCCGCCUUAUCCCCUCUCCCUGGAAGUGCUUACGGCCACUCGUCUGACUCGACCCUAGGCGUUGGCUGCAUGGUCUUGGAAAUCAAACCUCAGCCUCCUCCGCUGCCGGGGAGCACCCACGGCCACUCUUCAGACUCCUCAUUAGGCACUGGGUGCGUGGUUUCUGGAACUGAACCACUCCCAUCACCUUUACCGGGCAGUGCUUACGGCCACUCUUCUGACUCCACGUUGGGUUCAGGAUGUGUGGUGCCGGGGGCAGCGCCUCUUCCUUUGACCCUUCCAGGAAGUGCUUAUGGCCACUCGUCAGAUUCCUCACUUGGGGUCGGGUGUGUUGUGAAGGGGAAAGGGAGCAAAGACCAGCAGAGACCCAAGGACAACCAAGACAGUCAAGGAAGCCCUGGUGAGCAGCAGCAGCUGGGCGAGGGGUCCUGGGCAGCCGGCCUGGGUCUUUCCUCUGGAGAAAAGUCUGAGCAAGAAUAUCUCCUCUGCCUGGCUGCGCAGUACCAGGUGGAACACUACGAAGACUCCUACAACCUCCUGGCGUCGUCUCCACAGAGCCAGCUGCUGAAGCAGGUGACGCGGGGCCCUUGGGGCUUUCCCAUGGACCCGACCCUCUGCAGGGCCACGGACACCACCACCGUGCAGCUCAGCGAGAUGGUCUCCCUGCCGGUUCUGAUGAAGCACUCCGUCACCACCCCGCUCAUCACACACGUGUCCCUGGUGAAUAAGGCUGUGGUGGACUACUUCUUCGUGGAGCUCGGCGUAGAGAGACACUUCGAGGCGCUGCGCCAUUUCCUGCUGAUGGAGGACGGCGAGUUCGCUCAGUCCCUCAGCGACCUGCUCUUUGAAAAGCUGGGUAGCGGGCAGACCCCCGGCGAGCUGCUGACCCCCCUGGUGCUGAACUCCAUCCUCAGUAAGGCUCUGCAGUACAGCCUGCACGGGGACAGCACGCUGGCCGCCAACUUCACCUUCGCCCUGCGCUUCCUGCCGGACACCUUCCACCCUCACGCCCCCGACUCCCUCAACUGCCUGGAGCUCCGCUACAAGGUUGACUGGCCGCUGAACAUCAUCAUCACAGACAGCUGCAUGAACAAGUACAACCGUCUGUUCUCCUUCCUUCUGCAGCUCAAGCACAUGGUGUGGAGCCUGAGAGAUGUGUGGUUCCACCUUAAGAGGACAGCCCUGGUGAAAGGCGCCGGUCGCUCGGUCCAGUUCCGGCAGCUGCAGUUGUACAGACAUGAGAUGCAGCAUUUUGUCAAGGUGAUCCAGGGCUACAUCGCUAACCAGAUCCUGCAGGUGUCCUGGAGCGAGUUCACAGCCAAGCUGGCCACCGCCAGCGAUCUGGACGCCAUCCACCGCAUGCACGCAGACUACCUCAACAGAGCCAUCUUCAGGGGCCUGCUUACAGAGAAAGCCGCCCCGGUCAUGAACAUCAUCCACAGCAUCUUCAGUCUAAUCCUCAAGUUUCGUGCACAGCUCAUCGCACAACCCUGGGACAGCCAGCAGGGGGAGGCGGUGCACCCCAGCUUCAUCGCCAUGCAGCAGUCCUACAACACCUUCAAGUACUACUCGCACUUCCUCUUCAAAGUGGUGACCAAACUGGUGAACCGAGGCUACCAGCCGCACCUGGAGGACUUCCUCCUUCGUAUCAACUUCAACAACUACUACAAAGACUCAUGAGCUGUGCAUCAGUGUUGUCCUACAUCAGCCAGUGGUCCGUAUCGGACGACAUCCUGUAGGUACACCGUCUUGUGGCUUUUGUGGAAACCUCGCAGACCCAUGAGUGCAUACCUUCUUAGCAGGUAGCACAAGCCCCACAGUGGGGACGGGACCUUCUGUGUGCGCUGCCUCCUGCCCUCUAAACGAUAAUCCAGAUCCCCUCUCUGUAUAGGAAGCAAUGUGUUGGUAACUGGGCUGCUUUCAGGAGACAGGCUUGCUGGCUGUCAUUUCAGUGAAUAAAGUAUGCCUUGUGGAACGACUGUGUGUUUGUGGCACGGAUUUCGUCAGAAAAAUCCUCUCC